Messenger RNA from Monopterus albus (swamp eel), 2238 nucleotides. It is a transcript of the gene acbd6, whose product is annotated as acyl-CoA binding domain containing 6. Gene Ontology annotation, molecular function: protein binding; fatty-acyl-CoA binding. The record is from RefSeq and is a predicted model, not a curated record. Lineage: Eukaryota; Metazoa; Chordata; Actinopteri; Synbranchiformes; Synbranchidae. The coding region runs from base 210 to 1091 and encodes 293 amino acids. The transcript has 8 exons.
ACCAGAAACGGACCAACGGGAGAAACAUAUCCGAUUGUGAAGGGUUCUCAACUAUAACUGACUAAAAACGGAAUAAGCGCCAAAAUACUUUACAAAUAUACAUCGGACAGUUACUUUUUUCAGGCAGCUACUGUCCGUUUCAUCUGUCACACGGAUCUACGCCACGCUUCUUGUUUUACGGUAACGAUACACUGCAAACAAGAAUAACAAUGGCUUCUGGGUCACCGUCGUCCUCUCCGGACACUGCGACCGGGUCGGGUACCGACCCACCCCGGCCCGACACAGGAGAGCCGCUCGGUGGAGCAGGCUCAGACUCCGACUCGGACCUGGGUUUGGGUAAAUUUGAUUGCAGCGCCAUGGAAAUGGUGGACCAGCUGGAGGGUGAGGAGCUGGAGCGGGAGUUUGAGUCUGCAGCUGACCGCGUACGAGAUCUUGUUCACACGGCCAGCAGGGACCAGCUGCUGUACCUUUAUGCUCGCUACAAACAGGUCAAAGUGGGAAAGUGUAAUACACCAAAGCCUGGCUUCUUUGAUUUUGAAGGACAGAGGAAAUGGCAAGCCUGGAAGCAGCUUGGAGACAUGGAUGCGGAGCAAGCAAUGCAGGAGUAUAUUUCCCGUGUCAAUGUGUUAGACCCUGAAGGCAGUACAAAGGAAAGACGAGGAGCAGAAAGGAGAACAGGCUUCGGAGGAGCAGCAGUCAGCUGUCUAUACCAGGAGGAGAUGAUCAGGGAGGAGGAUAAAAACAUAUUUGACUACUGCAGAGAAAAUAACAUCGACCACAUCAGCCAGGCCAUCAGCUCCCAGAAAGUGGAUGUCAAUACUAAAGAUGAAGAGGGCCGCGCUCUCCUGCACUGGGCCUGUGACAGAGGACACAAGGAGCUGGUGUCUGUAUUACUUCAGCACAAAGCAGAUAUCAACAGCCAGGAUAAUGAAGGACAGACGGCGCUACAUUAUGCAUCGGCGUGCGAGUUUGCCGACAUUGUGGAGCUCCUGCUGUACGCCGGAGCCGACCCGUCCAUCCAACCUGAGGAGGUCACCGAGUCAAGUGCCAUCUCCUCCCUCCUGCGUCAGUACACUGCUCCGAAAGGCUAGAAUACUGGGCACCUACCGCCACCCAGUCCCCACCCCGCCAUAGUCUCAGUUCAGCGCCACUCAUUCGCCAAGCCUCCUCACCGUCCUUGCUUCAGCCCUAAAGAGACUCUGUUCAACCCCAGCAGUUCGAAAACCAAGACUGCAACAGAUUGACUUAGCUUUUUGGUGUGAAGGGUUUAAAUAGUAGCCCUUCCAUUGGCUAAGACACGCAAAAUGAAACACACCACACAUACUUUAAUUCAUCUACUGCCUUUAUCAGCACAUAUGACAAUUACUGUGAGACAACAGAGAUCUGUCAACUUGAGACUUGGCUAUACUGAGAUAGCUGUAGCUUAAAUACUGUAUCUCUUGUUGUAAAAGACUAUUGCUUUGCUCAUCAAUCAACAGUAUAAAUUCCAGGAAACAAUGAUAUCACAUUAUUUAUCAUUAUCAUGAUAUAAAAGAUUUUAUACAUACAGUGUGGCCCACUCCAGGUCUGACAACCGGCCAGGCCUUUUAGUCUGGGUCAACCCUCUGUGACCAAUUACAUUAUUGCAGAUUUGUUCAUGAUUCAGUUGUGUUACUGUAUGUUCCAAGGAAUGCUUUAAUCAUUUGACAUUUAUCAUCAUUAGUGUUUAAAGUUGACUUUCUCUGUUCACAAAUGUUAUUGAUAGCUAUCAUACUGUAACAUUUAGAGUUUGAAAUCACAGUGCACGUGUAUAUACAGUAUACAUGUAUAUACUGCUGCAGUGAUACCUCCACUGAAUAUCCUCCUCAGCUGUAUCUUACCUUAGUGGUGAGCACAAUAAACCUGAUCCUUACAUCAUUCAUACUGAUUAAAUUAAUACACGUAUGUACCAGCCACCAACACAUGAACAUUCGGUAUUCAUUUAUUGGCUUUAACAGUCAAUACACUUCCUCAUUAUUUAUGAUAAGCUUCAUUAGAAUAAAAAAGCAUUUGUCUUGUUGAGUUGUGUCAACCAUCUCUCACCAGAAGGCAAAUUUAAAAAAAAAAAAAAUCACUUAAUACAUGAUGGCAUGGGCCAAGCAUGCACGUGAUCUCUGCUCUGUUUGCACUACUCCACUAGCUACAGGUGUUAUGUGUAACUUUGUCUUUCUUCAGAGGCUGUAAUAAAUGAUGGACGUUCUUAGCUUUUGGAGGUCAUCU